GUUCGUUGCUCGUCGCGUUCGCGUCGCUUGUCGUCGCGCCGAAACUCCGUCCGCAGGUGCAACGCAUGUGCGUUCGACACGUCUCGUAGGCGUUUCAUUUAAUACGUGAGAUACGCGCAUACGUGCACGUUUCAUAAUUAAUUACGGAGUUCGCGUUGUGCGGGUAAUUUAUUGUACGUUGAAGGUUUGUUUUCUUUUUUCUUUUUUCUCAUUGAUUUUCUUGUAUCAACGAUUCUUCGUUCGUUUUUUUUUUUUUUUUUUGGAUCGAUUGGAGAAAAAAUCAAAUUUUCACGAUCCACGCGAUAUUUGGUUCUCAGUUUUGUUGAUAUAGGAUUAUAUGCGUUUCUACCAUUGGUUUAUAUCAUCGCCUGACCGACAUCCCCGGAAUGACGUUACGCCUCGAUGAGAUUGAUGAAACCGUUGGAGCAACGACGAUGGCUAAUGUGAUUAUGCUCGAGGCUUCGAUAUGCUUCUAAGAACACCCAACUCCAUGCCGUCCAUGCCGUGUUGGCGCAAGUGCCGAUUGACCGUGAACCGCAUGAGAUCUUGGGUUAUUCACGGUCAGGAGACGCUGCAGGAACGAAAUACGAACAUCCUGCGAAAGUCAACGAGCCGUUGACUCGUUGAAGGAAAAGGAGCGUGUUGAGGGAAGAACCUGGUGGGAAGUAAUGGAGUCGCUCGGUAUGACAAUGCGAGGGGCUGCCUGAAGGAUAGCUGUGCCAACGAAGAUCUAUAAUUAAAGAAACAUGCGCUGGUACGAAUGAAGGGCUUGGAGAAAUAGCGGUGCCGAUAACGUGACUGAAGCGAGUUUCGUCAUUGAUUUGUGGAAUAAGAUGUGCGCGUACACUGGAAAAUAAACUAACCAAGUUAUUAUCUUAUCAAGCGCUCCUAUGUUAAUCUGUCGCUGUGUCUAAGUAUUUCAAAUACACACCCACUUCACUGGCAUAAAAAAACGAGCAAAAUGUUUGGAACAAAGUUCCGUUCGUGGAUGGAAGCUCACAUAGUGCGACCGAGGAAGAAGAAGGAUCGGAAGAAAGGGGAAAAGGGUUUCGACUCGAACUGCAAUUCUCCAAGCAGCCAUAGCGGCAACAGAUCCCCAGCUCUACAUCAGGUUCAUCCGGCGGAAGCGCCGUCGAAGAACCUCGACACGAUUCACCUGCAAGCCUCGGCGUACACGACGGUCACGACGUCGUCUGGGACGUCGGCUGGAACUGGGAGCGUCCAUCUAUCGUCGCCUGAGAGCGCCUAUAGCACGGGUUACUCGACAGACGGGACUUCACCCGGGGCUAGUUACCCCCCGGAAUAUUACAUCAACAUCAGGACGGGGACCCAUUAUUUCCAGAGUAGCAAGGGCGGCAACAAAAAGCUCGGCGAGGAAACCCCCGUACCCCCGACCGACGGGGGAAACGACCAGAAAUUGAUCCGACUCACCAACGGAAUGGAGUCCAAUACCAGGGUCAACCCCAAGGAGUUUAGGGAUGCCAGGACCAGCACCCCGAACAAGAUCUCCGAACACAACGUUUCGCAAACGAUUCACGCGACGGUUCAGCGACAACAUCAGCCUGUCCAGCAGAAGCCCCAAGCUCACAGAAGGACGGAGUCCUGCUCCGUGGACGCAUUGCGGAUUUCGAAUUUCCUCCCGGUUCCGACUUCCAUGCCCCCGCCGCUGGUCCCCUCGCCUCCGCUCCAGUCUCCCAGACAGCGUUCCCGCAUCCGGACGAACCCGUGGCUCUCGGCCAAUUCCUCGGGCUCGAGUACGACGGGGGUUAAAUCCCGACUCACCGUUGGCGAAUCGAGCAGCAGCUCGGGUCUGAAGCUGACGGAAUCUUCGGGCAGCGCAAGCGACGUGAACGUGAACAUAAACGUUGUGAGAAAUUCCGAAUUUCGUCCUGGGAGCCUCAGCGCCGGUCGAAGUCCGAUCAACCAAAACUGGAGGAUUUCACCGCGGAUGGAGAUCCGUUCGAAGGUUCCCAUCUCGGUGGCACGCUGCAGCAGCAGCUCGUCGGGAUCCUCGUUGACGCAAAGCGUGCGUUCGUCGGACGACGACAUAACGCUGAACGAGAUGAUGGGUAAAUACGACGAGAGUUACGUGUACGAGAAGGAGACGGACAUCCUGUCGGACAGCGAUCCGACGGACUGCGAGGACUACGUCGAUUCGUUGUCGGACAUCGACACGGGUCAGGACGGCGGCGACGAGAACGAGCCCUUCGAGAACGACGACUUCGACUUCAUCGACAACGGGUCGAUCCUCGAACUCGACAAGCUGGACUCGCACGCGGGCUUCCGGAACACGGGACACUGCACGUACUUCACCUUCAGCAGCGAGCUCAGCCGGAAGGGAACGCGGCUGCGGGAGUCGUUCCUGAGGCGAAGGACGAAGGAUGAGAGCAGCUCGCACAGAUCGAGCGUGAGGAGCGGAUCUAGGCGGCAAAGCACGCGGGGAAGAAAGACGGACGACAAGUCGGCGGAGAAGCGGAAGAAGCGGGUGUCGCAGCGUCGCAGGCAGAGCUUCGCCGAGAAGUGCGACGACGAGACGGCGAAUCUUAACCGCGUGCUGGUCGAGCGGAUGCUGCUGAAAAACUCUGGUUUCAAUCAGGGCAGCCGCAGCGUCGGUGGGACGCCGAUUUGCCUCCGGCGACGGAAGUGCGACGUGAACAAGAACCUCUCGCCCGUCAAGCUGAUACAGGACAGCGCCCUGGUGCGCUCGGUCAUCGCCGAGAACGAAGUCGCCAAGCGGCGGUCGAACUCCGUCAGCUACGUGAACGGAAACGCGGUGCGGAGCCGGCUCAUCGACGGCGCCUACAUGGCCACAUUCGCCUCGGAGAUCGCCCUGAUGGAGGCGGACAAGGAAGCGGACCGGAAGUACAAGGAGCUUAUACUCGAGGCGGAGAACAUACUGGUGAACAUGAAGAACAACUCAUCGCCGGUGGUCAUGCCGUCGCCGAGGAAGAUCCACAAUGGACUGGCCAACAAACGCGUAGAGCUUAUCAAGAACACGGAGCUGAACAUCGAGCUGGCGCUCUCCAAGAGCAGGAACUCCCAGCCCGAGCUCCAGAGCGGCAGCAUCAGGGACUUGGAGCACACGAGCCCGAAGAGACAGUUCGCUCAGCCCUGUUCCCCGAUACGCAAGUUCAUGGAGCGAAAUUCACCCGGCGGUAUUAUCGUGAAGGAGAAUUUUUACAAGCAGGACGUGCAGGUAAAGUGUCCGAGUUCACCGAUGAUGGUCAGGAAAACUCCGCAGAAUUCACCUAGCAGGAGCUUCGUCCAGGCGAACAGGCUUCAGAUCACCGAACGGGACGUUAGUCACGACGUCAAGAGUCGAGAUCUUCGGACGUUUGUCCACAACGGUGUCAACUCACCGAGACAGCUCAAGGACAAACCCAUCGCAUCUCCCUACCUAAAUGCGCAUCGGGAUUCACUGAUUCAGAAGGAAAAAUUACUCCUUGCCAAGAAGGAAGUCAGGUCUUCGAGGACCCUCAAAGACGAGGGACUGACAUCAAGCUCGUCGGAUUCCGACGAUAGGUGCGAUGUCAGGAAGAAACCACCGUUACUUACCUUCAGGUCGAUUGAUAUCGGACCGACGCGGGAGGGUUCUUCAUACUGUCCCCAAAGCGAACCAGUUAAGCGAAAAGUAUACGCGGGUAGCGUGACUUACGGGCGGAUACAAAAGUCGCUGGGGGAGCACAAUGUCGCUUUUAGAAACUCCGACGGCGACACGGCCACCGACGAUACGGAUGACUCGAAACGAUCGUUGAAAGAGAAGGUGGCCCAACUCCGACAGGAGCGAAUAGCAGCGGAGGCAAAUAUUAACGCCCAAGACACGCAGCUGUACCAGCAUCAGUUGUCUCAGCUGAGGAGACAAAAGCUGGUACAAACCAUCGAGGGUCUAAAACGAAGUUUGGAAGACCAGUCGGCAACACUGAAGCAAACUUGCCUCGAAGCUGUUCUCGACAAUGACGUGAAUUAGACGAUAUUUCUCUGCGUAAAGCGUAACCAGAGGAAAAAGAAUCUCGCUGCUUAGCAGCUGCACGAUUUUUUCGAAAUGUCAUUUAAUCGUAAGUAGCAAAUUGAAUAGCCGUACUGAAAGGAGAGCGCAAACCGCGGCGCUCGAAUGGUAAAAAUAUGCGUUGAGAAUUACAAUCGAAGCCAACAUAUCACCUCCAGUUGUUGUUAUCUGCGGCAAGUGUUCGAUUGGAGAACGUCACGUUUUUGGCAACAGAUAUCUUAUUUCUUUCUAAUAUACGAAUUAAAAGUGAAAGUUUGUAACUUAAUCAACGUGUACGUCUGAACGUUUCAAGCUAUUUCGGACGAAAACCAACGUGCCUAUUUGGUUACUUACUCCCUACUAUGUACAGCUUUACUAUUAAACAUUACGGAACAAAAUCAGUCGAUAUUCUCCGAUUAGGAACUGCAAUACAGUACGGAUGAAGUUUGCAAUGAAAGUUCCACCUCACCGCAGGAUCCAUCGAGACUUAAUGAGGAAACAAACUGUCUCAAAAACUCAUCCAACCCAAAGUGAAAUUUGAUGGGAAGGCAGAAUUUAUACUCGUAGGAAGCUCAGGACAGACUUUGAGGUGCUUAAUUGCUACUCGGGUCGCUAUAUUUAAUUCUGACGGCGAAAUACGAGGAUUAUUGCGUUGAUGAUUGAACUGUUUGAGCGGUAUUCGUUUGAUAUACAAACAUGAUUCAUGGAUCUGCUUGUACGUAUAAUAAGGCAUCUGUUAUAACGCGCUCAUAUUAAUUACGUGAAUACACAUUGAUUGAGUAUAUUUUAUAUGUACAGUUAAUUUCAUAAGUUUCAAAAAAAUUCUUUUAAUCAAGAUCUUCCUUAGAUUUCUCGUAUUUAUUCUUGAGACAAGGUUAAACUGGCCGCAGUUCCAAUCGUUUCCCAAUUCAAUAUACUGCAUUUUUAUCACACCAAUACGGGCCUAUUCGAUGAUAUUCCUUGCUCAAAUGAUACGUUAUAAAGUGCGAGAAACAAGAAAAAAAAAUCAAGUCGGGAACACACGUGUAAUAAUGAAAAGGUAAGAGAAUCCUGAAUUGUUUGAUACAAGCAAAAAGAAGGAAAAUAAGUAUUAGGCAAAUACAGUAUUGUGUAAGAUUAUGACCGGUCUAGAUUUUUCAUCUGUAGUGAAACUAUCAGCGGUAGUGGAAAUAUGCGUUUAAAAAUCGACUUAACAGCGCUGUAAUACAGCGAUAAUUCGAAAUCUCAUAGUUUAUUGUUUAUGGAUUUUAUUUAAAGCAUCGUCGAACGCACCGAUGCCGCUUUCACGUAGGUAAAACAUAAAUUCAUUAUUCGUUCUCAUAGCCACGACAGUUUAAAAAAUAAGUACGCUCAGGCGAACGAUGUUUUCGUUUAAUUUACUCCCGUGUACUUGAAAGUCAGCUGUGAAAGUUGCAAGAUGUACGCACAUGACAGCCUAGUAAGAAAUACUAUAUACCUACAGAACUGCAUAGUACGAAAUCUUUAGUACCAUGUGUAUAACAAUCAUAACAUGUUCAAGAUAACAUUUAAAAUCCUCAAAUAGAUCAAGUAUCUCCUUAAUUCAUACCAAAGAUAGAUGUGUAGACAGAAUACCUUGUGUAGUAAAAUUUAGCCAGUUAGCAAGAAAAUUAAUAACAAUUAUAAUUAUAACUGUCCCCCAUACUAGUAUCAUAGGUUAUAGUCUUGUGUGAUUAGGAUAUUCAAGGUAAUUAUUAUUAGGAAUUUUUAGCGUAGAUGUUAUAGUUGGUAAUGGUUUAUAUAUAUAUAACGUUGCGAUGGGUAAAUCCGCUUAAUUUUCGUCAAUCUCAAUCGGAUGCAACGCAAUUCUUUUAUUCGUUUCUUCAAUUAUUAUUCAUCAACAUUAAAGAUUGAAUUGUUUGCAUCGUUUGCAAAAAAAUUUAUUUCUCAUUGUUUCGCAUCAUUAACAUACCUACAACACCGUGACUGUUACUUCUGUUACUUCAAAUGAACCUUCGAUACGCUCUUGACAAGUAGUUGAUUUGUCGCGCAUUUUUUUAUCCUCAUCGCAUUACUAACCAGUAUCAUGUGGUGAACUCUGUUAAUAUUUACUUACGAAUCAACUCUUCAGGUUUCCCAGAUGCAACAAUAUGCUUUUACUCAAAGAUCUUAGGGCGAUAAUUGAUACCAUGAACUACAUACCUUAUAACACGAAAUAUGAGUAGCGAACAUAAUGAAAAUUGAACACUUUAAAAUAACGUGAAAUAAAAAUGAUAACACGUACGUAAAUGUAGCGUAAAAUCUGACUGAGCCAAGUUGUACUAAUCGGUAUUAAUCGCAUGUAGUAAUGAAACCGAAAUCAUAAAUCAGGCUUGUCAUGAAAAACAUACGAUGUAACGAACGUACUAUUGGAGUUAUGAUACAUCGGUAUGUUAUACAUGUACAUCUCACUUAAUUUAUUAUCGUAGUUACGCAUUAUUGGUUAGUUUGAUUGAUAUUCUAACACUAGAUAUUUCUGGCUUUAAAGUACUUAACAUGUAACUACUAAUAUACAUUCAGCCAUAGUGAUAUUUUUGUGAGAAUAGACUGAUAUAGAGUUAUCGAUUUGUUGUUGAAUUAUAAUCGGUUAUCAGUUUUUUCAGAUGUGAUUUAUUUUAAGGUGAUGCCUGCGACUGAGAGAGAAAUGAAUAACAUAAAAUAUGAUUACGAUAUAUUUAUUCAUGUUAGAUAUUAGAAAUCGUAGGAGUAACGUGUCCGGAGAAGAUUAGUAAACAGUAGCGAACCACAUAUUAGCGAGUUAGAGAUAAGUUAGAAAAGAAACCUUAUACCUUCGAAGUUUUAAACAAUGAUUUUCUCGUUUUUCUUCUUGCUUCUUGUUCCAUAAAAUGUAAGUAAUUAGUUCACCGCUUAAACCAUAUUAUUGUCGAAUAAGUUUUGUUUGUAAUUGUAAGACACACCUCACUUGAACAUUACACGUUGAUAUUAUUUACCCAUUUCCAAAGUACUUGACGUAACAUUCCAAGAUGUCCAAAAUUGAAGAGACAAAAAAAAACAAACAC
This is a messenger RNA of Neodiprion virginianus, 7002 nucleotides long. RefSeq lists its product as uncharacterized. The record is from RefSeq and is a predicted model, not a curated record. NCBI's taxonomy places the organism in Eukaryota, Metazoa, Arthropoda, Insecta, Hymenoptera, Diprionidae. The transcript has 9 exons. The coding region runs from base 962 to 3967 and encodes 1001 amino acids.